This is a messenger RNA of Anopheles nili, 7044 nucleotides long. RefSeq names its product zinc finger FYVE domain-containing protein 26 homolog (gene Sptz). The transcript has 5 exons. Gene Ontology annotation, molecular function: phosphatidylinositol-3-phosphate binding; metal ion binding. Gene Ontology annotation, biological process: double-strand break repair via homologous recombination; regulation of cytokinesis; mitotic cytokinesis. The record is from RefSeq and is a predicted model, not a curated record. Lineage: Eukaryota; Metazoa; Arthropoda; Insecta; Diptera; Culicidae. Gene Ontology annotation, cellular component: midbody; lysosomal membrane; centrosome. Bases 1 to 6756 code for a protein of 2251 amino acids.
AUGGAAAAUUUUAACGAAUAUUGGGAGUUAUUUGUAGAUAAGAAAGAUUCAAUAGCGAAGGAGAUUAUAGCCUACUACAAAACGCUGGACGAUCACGAAGAUGGGACGGAUCUGUCCGAUGAAUGUCGGGCAUUUUUCAAGAAAAACAUGCUGCAUAAUCCGUACCCAACGUGCCAGGUACUGAAACUGCUGGCCAUGUCUACGAUUUCGGCCAAAAACAGCAAUAUUUAUGAAAUCGCAACAGCAGCCGUUUUGGAUGCAUUUUCCGGCGAUCAACAUGUUGAAAACAGCAAGCUCUACAACAUGCUUGCAAAUGGGUUGAUAUCCGUUAAGGCGACUAACAGACUAAAAUCCCGCAUUAUGAAAGCAUUGGAAAGCAAACGUGUCGAUCUAGAAAUGCUGUUACUAGCGAUGUUUUCCAGGAAGAGUGUGAAACUGUUAGUAAAUUUACUUCCCGAAAUGGUGGUUCCAUUGAAGCAGCAAUGGGCUUGGAAUGUAUUGGAUAAAAAGCAGCACUUUCUCACUGGACUACUGCAAGAGGACCACUCUACUACCGUUUCCGCAACCCAUGCGAACUACAUUCGUUUUAUGAAGCAAGUGCUGCUUGCAAACAGUGAGGCAGGAUCGUUUUCGUCCUCGAUUGAUGCAGUUGAUCCUCUGUCAGGUGAAAAAGGCUACCUUAAUGCCUAUAUACUGGAACUGCAGCGCUGUUUCAUGCUCCAAUCCCUUCCCAUCGAUAAGACUCUGCUGCCAGCUCGAGACUUUUCCCAGCAUUCUACCGUGCUGAGUAUGCUCGUGCGCGCCAACGCCAAUCUAAUGGAGGUUGAUUUUAGCACUUUACUCGCUACAAUCCGUUCGAACCAGAUGUUGAUCGAGCAAAUAGUGCCAACGGAAAAUGCACCCCCGAAUGAGAACACCGAAACAAUGAAGCUGCUUCAGAUACAAGCAAUAAUCCUGGUGUUUAAAGCGAUAAAAGCUGCCGUCUCUUCACAGGGCAGCAGUGUUAUCAGCCUCGAUUCGCAGCUAAAGGGGCUUCUCAAAGAGACAGACAUGAAAACGUUCCUGCGAACCAUGGAGCUGAUCUUCACGAUGCUGUUUAUGCGUGGCGACAUGCUGCCAAGCGGUUCGAGUAUGCACGCCGAACAGAGAUAUUUUCUCUGCAGUCUAGCAAUGUUGGGCGCCAUUACAUCCAGCAUGAAGUCGAUCAUGAUCACGAGGAAACACUCCGCCGGUUACCAGGAUGCGAGCGCAAAUCUGAAGCAACGCUUUCGAACGCUACUCGAAUUUGUCACCGAUGUAUGUUGGCGCUUAUCGCUGUUUGACGAAACCCCACCGUCGACGGAAGACGCUACGCCCAUAGGUCCAAAGUGCAGCCGACCGAUUCAUCUCACUGACAUGCCCAUGAUACCGACGUCUCUGACGCGUCUCACAGAGCAUGGUUGCGAAUCAUCAUCUUCCGGUGGUGGGGUUUUGUUUCGCAGUGCCGAAUCCGUCGCUGCCAUCGACACGGCCAGCGUACAUCGGCACCGGUAUGGUAAUUAUGGCACGCUACCGAAGCAUAAACCAACUCGUAGGCACAAUCGAAAUCACCCGGUGACUGGCUCAAGCAAUUCCGGAGGAAGCAGCAAGGAUCUUCAUCGGCAGCAGUCACUUCCGGUCGGAACGAAAGUAGAGCUGAUUUGUGACCGCCCGGAGGCGGCAAUGGGAGAUAUCACGACGAGUAGCGGUAGCCGGACGGAGCUGUGGAACAAGAAAGCUUUCACCAAAUUGUUUGCUUCACCGGAAACGUUGGCCAUCGUGUGCCUUACCAACAGCAAAAUGCAUUUCGCGCGGCAAAUCAUAGAAGAUCACAAUCUUUACGAUCGUCCCGUUGGGAGGCUCAUCCAGCGGAUCGAGCAAACGCAGGCGCUUAAGAGCAAUUUAGUCGCGUUGAUAAAAAAACAGGAAUCAACUGAAGGCAGUUCACGGGAUGCGCAACCAAACGACAGCAGCAGCGACGUCCUGUUGAACGACAUUCGUCACAAAACAGCGGUGGGAUUUGAAAUCUCGAAGGUACUGAGCACCAUCGAAACGUUCCUGAAAUCACAAACGUUGGACCAAACGAUCACGCCGCCAACGGACGGAGUUCUGCCACCGAUGGAUCGUUUCGUGGGGCGAUACCCUUUUCUUAGCGUUCACACCGGGAAGAAUCUCCAUCUCAGCCAAAUUGUGGAUAUCGUUUUAAACUUACCGUUCACCUACGAGCUGAACCUUGCGUUGUAUAAUUUUUUGUUGAAAAAUGCCCAUCACAUGGUGAGCACGGUCACGGGCACCCUGUCCACCAGUACAUCGGGUUAUGGCGGUGAAUUGUCGAACUUGGUUGGUAAUUAUGUGUCCUUCUUUGGGACGGUGAUCGAUACGCUUCAGUUGGCACAUAAAACGACCCGUUCCGGAUCGAAUACGACGGAUCGAAAGCUCACCAUCGGUCAUCUUUUAUCGCGUGAAGUUUGUCCGCUCGAUGCGGUUGAAAAUGGGGUAGUUCUGAAGCGACGUGCCCGAUUUCACGCCAUGGUCGAACGUGGAAAGGACGUGGAAAACGCUUCGGAGCUUGAAACCGCACUCACCACACUGCCCGAUUGUGCAUUUGCAUCGUUGAGCAAAAUGAAAGCGUACGUUGGACAUUUGGUGGAGCUAAUGAGAGCAGUACAAUCGAUCCCACCAAGUGAAGGUGGACAUUCGGCUCACGAGGAUAUCAGCAAGGGACCGGAACUCAUCCGAACGGACGUGCAGGAGCUGAUGGUGAAGUACUUGUGCGAGAAGGAAGUAUCACUCGCCACUAUGGACACUCUGGCGCGGAAAAUAGGUGUAAAUCUCCUUCAGACCCUCGGCAGGAAGCUGCUCGGGUGGGAUGCUUCGAACGAGCUGUGUAAAGUGGAUGGGUUGAUGGAAUUUUUGGCAAAUAAAAACGAACUAUUGUGCCAGCUUUGUCGCAUCCAGAGCGGAGCAUUGUUAGUGACGCCUGCAAAUGAAUCUGUGCUCGCAAAUUACAUGAAUCUCAAAAUUGGAGCGGGCAUUCUGAAAGGGAUGCCUAUUUGUUGCAGAAAACAACGACCUGCAAUGGUCGAACCAACGGAACUUUUCUUUCAGGAAUGUAACCACUCGUGCUGUCUGUUAGAGCUGGGAACCAAAGAGAGUAGCACGAUUUCAGAAGUUCUGGGCAGCGUGUUUGGGAAUGGAUCGUUACAAGAAAAGGCGUCAAUGCUACUAGCGAAUGUGGACAUUUUUGUGAACGCAAGCGAAUGGAUUAGUGCCUCGGAACAUCUACUGACUGCUAUUCAAGAUAGCGAUGGUUCCUCCUCCAUAGAGCCGGAUACACGUCACGAGCUGCAGCAGAAAGCGAACCAACUGAGGACGUAUGUCCGAAUAGGAGAGCUCCUGCAGCUUCGUUCGAGGAAUAACACUGCCGAAGGUGAUGGUUGGCAAGAUGCGCGCAAAUUUUCCGACAACAACAAGAGCACCGUGUUGCAUCACGUGAUCGAGUUGGGUGAAUAUCGACUGUGUGCUGACUGGAUUCAAAUGCACCCGAUCGAUGCCGAAAAGGAGCUGGAGAUGUUCAUGUGCGCUGUCCACAAGGUAGUGGCACGAACAGGACCAAUGAAGGAGCUGCAAGCUGGCGACACAGCAAUGACCCAGCUUUUCGACAUUAUCGAGACAAUGUCAACGGACGCCGUUGUGAAGCUGUACGAAGCGAUGAUGCUCAACGUCCGGAGUGUUCCGGUGGUGAGCUAUAUGUUGGCGUAUCUGCAGCAACAUGCCACCCGGAAGCCUCUGUACCAGAAGUACGAGAUAUCGUUGAAAAUUUUCGAACACCUGUCACGGGAAGAAUACGACGGAUUGUGGAAUUUGGCGAGCCGCCCGUUGUUGAUCAUCGAACAGUGUCUAAUGAACUCCCGCUUAGAGUUGUUGAGUGGGAUAAUUCGAUCCAUAAGGCCUUCGCUGGUGUCGGAGUUGUGCAAACAUUGCUACGAACAUCGAGAGUACAUCCGUGAUUUGCACGAUUCCGUCCAUGGUGGCAUGGGGGAACGAUCGGCCGUCGUAAUUGCGAUCACCCGCACGAAUCCUGUCCACGAUGGGUUGUUCAUUAGCGACGAAUGUGUGGACUGUUUGCUGCGCGUGUACGCCGGGAAAGCACUCGAGUACAAGGUGUUCCCUGAGGUGACACCCCCGGACGGGCUGGGUGAUGGUUCUGGACGGCCUGUCGGCCCGGGAAGCCGUGUGUCCAGCUUCGAUUCAUUGAGCGAAGUUGGCAAUCCGUUUGUGAUGCCGAAAGAGAUUCCUUCUCGCGAUCGUUGGGUGAAGGAUGAGGAUGCGCAACACUGUAUGUGCUGUCGAAGGACGUUUUCGAUGCUGAACCGUCGCCAUCAUUGUCGUCGGUGUGGCCGGAUUGCGUGUCAUGCGUGUUCGAAGCGGAAGAUUCGUUUGGGGCACUUUUACGAAGACGUUGCGGUGCGCGUUUGUGACGAUUGUUGGCGCUGUCUUGCGGAUACGCAACCGCACGAUGAAAUGGGCCGAGAACCGGGAUACGGAUCUACUACUGCUGGAGCUGCCUCGCGUACGUCCGACACGGACAAUCAGUUCGAGUGGUUGCUAACCGGAAACGAGCGGUAUGAUAACGUCAUCCGCGAUGAGUAUACGUACGAGUAUGCGCCCUCAACUGGCCAGUGUUUGGCGAUUUGUAACCUGCACACACCCAACGAGGAACUGGCCAGCUUUCUGUUGUACCACUGCGCGAAGCUGGAGGCCCUCCUGCGACCACUACAUCCCGGUUUUCCGAACCCAGAGAUCGAUUAUGCGCUCGUCGCUCGGAUGUUGCUGAAUCUGACGCUUGGUGUGAAGGUGCGUGGUGGUGGUGCCGAGGUGGAGAAGAUGAAGGAACACGCCGAGAUUAUCCUGUCGAUUGUGCACGAUAAUUGUGAGUCACUGUUGCUGCACACACCCUCGAUGAGCAACCACAGCAGUCUCCGGAGGUUGCGGGAUGCUCUUGUGAAGGCGGAAAAGUGGACAUUGGCGUUGGAAUUAUCGCUCAAGUGUGGUUUCUCUCUGACCGGCGUGAUGGCCGCCUGGGGUAUGACGUGUUUGCGUGCCGGAUGUUACGAAAUGGCGCGUGAAAAGUACUCCCACUGUUUGCCCCGGAUUGCCACGGAACUUGAGUGUGACGCCGUGUUGCGUUUAAUCGAAACAACACCUUCAGCUUUCGGUGGCAAAGCUCCUCCAAAGGUGACCAUCGUAAAGCGACCCGCUCGAUGUCCUCCGCUGCUAAACGAGAUCCUGUACGCGCUCACGGUUACAGCUCGUCUAGGGACACCAUCCGAACGCGUAGUUGCCAGAGUCAACGCGGCUAGACAGGCUUCAGGAUCGGCACACGAACCGGCGUUAAAUAUCCUCAGCACUUUGGCCAACCUACGGAACGUGUGCCAGGGUGAGUUUGAGGCGGACUCCUUCGAGCGGAUCGUCAGUUUCGACAGCUCUACGGUGAUGUGUAGCCGGUUGUUUGAGGAAUCAAUGCAUUACCUGCUAGCGUACGGAUCACACCAAAGCAUCGUACAGUUCCUGAUGCGCUACCGUCAAACGGAAGUGGCCGCUUUGCGGUAUGUUUUAGCACAGCACGUGGAACCGGACGUGUUUUUGCAAGCGGUACUGAUACCGUAUCUACAACGUGGCGAACUCGAAACCAUCGUCCAGCGUUUGUCGGACAUCGAUGACACGUUGCUCGAAUGGCGCGAGUACAUCCGGUACACUUGUCGGUUUCUCGAGACAAACGACAUGCUGAACAGUCUGUACAACCUGCAGCUGCUGCUGAAGGAUCCGAUACGGGCGAGCAUGACCUGUGUGCGGUUUUAUACGACGGGUGGACGAACGUUUACGGAUUUGCAUGCGGCCGAGCAUCACCUGAAGACGAGCAUCACGCAUUUGCAGAACGAGCUGGAGUUGUGUAACUGGCAGGAAGUGCGCCUAAACAGUGCCGGAUCCGCUGUCGAAACCCACCAUUCGCUGCUGAUGAAGCUGGACCCAAAGGAGCUAAACAAUCACAUCAACACCAUACUGUUGCAGCUUGAUGUCACCAAAUUUCUGGCCACGUGCGAAGCGAAAGGUCGCCAAACGACAAGCUUACUAUCAAAGAUCUUUCGGGAAGCUUCCCAGCUGCCAACCUUGUUUGGUUCCGCUCACGAAAAGCUUCAGCUGGCGAUUUUAACACUAGUGUGCGGCCAAAAUGUGGAAGAAGCAUUUGGACUCUCGUACAGGAUCAUUCAAGACUACAACCUCGAUAUGCAGCGUGUGUAUGCGCUUACUGCGAAAUACUUCAUCAACCACGGUAAAAUAGAGGACGUCAGUAAACUGCUUGACGCGAUCGUGAGCAACGAAAGCAGUACAGGCGUUGUGACGGAACCGGCCGUGUCAGCGAUCUGUGACGAGAUUGUACGGGUUUCCGUGGAUGUAGCGAUCGGUCGGCACGGGACAGGUGUCCACACGAAGGUUGCCCUGGAGGCUCUGAUUAGCCGGGCCAACUCGGUGGCUGUUCGUGUGCAUUGUUACAUCGCUUCCGGUCAGCUAAAGACGGCUUAUUUGCUGGCGAAUCGACACCAGCGGACUGGUGAUAUUCGGAAGAUUUUACGCCAAGCCGAACUGUUGGGCCAGAUGCAUGUGAAGCGGCUGUGUGAGGCCAGGCUGAACCAUCAUGAGCAGGCUUCGGGGACGAACCGGACGUCGGAUGGUUAAAGUGAUACACAGGAAUGGAUUUCAGCAAGAUCAGCUAAGCUGACUGUGCGCGUGAUAGCUCGACCCGUUUUGCUCACUAGACGUCUGUUUUAAAGCCUGAUGAGAGAGACUGGUGACAAGAAGUUUACACUUGUCACUAAAUGACGAUGAUUUUAUUGAAAUAACAACUUGAUACUCGAAUUUAUGCUAAUGAACAGCGAAUAGCUGCCAUUCGAAAUAAUAAUGUUGCGCUUCGAUGGCCUCUUGUUAUUAGUAUGUAGGGCUUUUUUCUAUAAUAAAUUGUUAAUA